This is a messenger RNA of Argentina anserina (silverweed cinquefoil), 1655 nucleotides long. RefSeq names its product vesicle-associated membrane protein 727. The transcript has 2 exons. NCBI's taxonomy places the organism in Eukaryota, Viridiplantae, Streptophyta, Magnoliopsida, Rosales, Rosaceae. The record is from RefSeq and is a predicted model, not a curated record. Gene Ontology annotation, biological process: vesicle-mediated transport. The coding region runs from base 130 to 855 and encodes 241 amino acids. Gene Ontology annotation, cellular component: membrane.
CUUUCUUCUAACAACUUCGAUAGAAGACCCCCCCAGAACCCAGAGAUUACCAAGAUCCACUAAUCAAAUCCAAGUCGGUCGCUGCCGCCCGGAUCCCCCUUUGGAUCUCACUUGUUUAGGGUUUGAGAAAUGAGUCAUAAAGGAUUGAUAUACAGCUUCGUUGCGAAAGGAGGUGUUGUUCUAGCAGAGCACACUUCCUUCUCUGGAAACUUCAGCACCAUUGCUGUUCAGUGCUUGCAGAAGCUCCCUUCCAGUAGCACCAAGUACACCUACUCGUGCGACGGCCACACUUUCAACUUCCUCCUUGACAAUGCCUUUGUUUUCCUCGUCGUCGCCGACGAAUCCAUGGGCAGGAGUGUGCCUUUCGUGUUCCUCGAGCGUGUGAAGGCCGAUUUUAUGCAGCGGUAUGGUGCCAGUAUCAAGAGUCAGGGAGGUCCGCAUCCGCUGGCCGACGGAGACGAGGAUGAGGAUGAUGAUUUGUUUGAGGACCGGUUUAGCAUUGCGUAUAAUUUGGACAGGGAGUUCGGGCCAAAGCUCAAGGAGCAUAUGCAGUACUGCAUGGAGCAUCCGGAGGAAAUGAGUAAGAUUUCCAAACUGAAGGCUCAGAUCACGGAGGUUAAAGGCGUGAUGAUGGAUAAUAUCGAGAAGGUUUUGGAUCGUGGGGAGAAGAUUGAACUUCUGGUGGACAAGUCUGAGAAUCUGCAGUUCCAGGCGGAUAGCUUUCAGAGACAGGGAAGGCAGUUGCGACGCAGGAUGUGGCUGCAGAAUCUCCAAAUGAAGCUAAUGAUAGGAGGAGGAGUCGUUGCUCUGAUCAUUUUACUGUGGCUUAUUGCCUGUGGAGGUUUCAGCUGUUGAGGUGCCGAGGACCAUUAGUUGUCGACAAGAAAAUGAUCACUGUCCAGGUGCUGUACAACUAUGUAGCACCGACACCGACACCGACACUGCGACACCGACACGGCGCGACACCGCGACACGGCAAAUCUAAAAAACAUAGAUCCCGACACGGCGUCGACACGGCAAUUUAUAUAAAAUUUAAUAUAUUUAUUAAUGUAUAAAAAAAUAUAUAAUACAUGAAAUAAUGUCAAAUUAAAGUUUCAAGUUCAUUCCAUUGCAUAACAAUUCAAAACAAAUAAAUCUAAGAAAAGAAGAAAGGGAAAACAAUGGGACUGAAACAAAAUUUGGGUUUUUUUCUGUUUAGUUUUCAUUUUUCUAUUUUUUAUAAUCUAAAAUGAUGACAUGACAUAUCAGAAUUAUGAUGUGGCGUGUCGGUCAAAGUGUCGGGGAAGUGUCAAAAAAGUCAAUAUUGAUGACACGCCACGUGGAGUGUCGGACACGGUGUCGGGAAGUGUCGGGCCGUGUCGGAGUGUCGGGAAGUGUCGGACACUUCGACACUCCAACCUUAGAAGUGUCGGUGCUACAUAGCUGUACAAGAUAUUCGUUGGUUUUUUAUAUUGGAACUGAUACUCUUAGAACCUGCUCUGUCAUGUAAGUAACUUCUGUUACCAGUUGGGUGGCUGGUUUUAUUGACUUGGUAUUUUUCUCUAAAUAGUGUUUCUGUGUAUAUUGUUGCCUAAAUCAAGAACUUGCGCAGUUGCAUGCAGCUAAGUACCUAAAAGUUUGAGCAACUCAGAACCAUCUUAUUUCUUUUGCUUCUU